CGGAGCCGCGUGCAAAGCGCGGCCUCCGGCGCGAGCAUGCGCAGUGGCCCAGCCUCCGGGCCGCGCUCGCGCCGGGGGAGGGUCAUCCGAGGCUGACGUCCGCGACGCCGGCGUCAGCGCCCCGGGAAGAGGAGGGCGAAGACUCCAUCCGCCAUGUUGGAUGCCGCAGAUUCGCCAUAACCUCGCCGGCUCUUUNUAAAAAAAUAAAAAUAAAAAGCGAAGCAUCAGCGAGGCGCCCCGCCUUGUCGCUGGGCACGGGAGAGGGCCCGGAAGAGCCCGAGGCUUUUUUUUUCUCCGCGGUGGGGGCGUUGCCAUGGAGACGCGGGCGGCAGAAAAUCCGGCCAUCUUCAUGUGUAAAUGUUGUAACCUUUUCUCACCGAGUCAGUCGGAACUCCUGUCCCACGUGUCUGAGAAGCACACAGAAGAAGGGGUUAACGUGGAUGAGAUCAUCAUUCCCCUUAGGCCUCUGAGUACACCCGAACCCACCAACCCAAGCAAAACCGGAGAUGAGCUGUCAGUCACGAAGAGGAAGCGCGGCAGGCCCAAGGGGUCCACGAAGAAGCCAAGUGCCGAGGAGGAGCCGGUGGGAAGCUUCGCCGGUCCGAGCGAGGCCUGCCCGCUGGCCCUGGAGGAGGGCGGCGGCCCGGCCCCAAGCCGCCUGGAGUGCCCCAAGUGCUCGCGGAAGUUCUCCAACACGCGCCAGCUGAGGAAGCACAUCUGCAUCAUCGUGCUGAACCUGGGGGAGGACGAGGCGGAUGCAGGUGACCCAUCUGACCUUGAACUGGAAAAGAAGUGUAAGGAAGAGGGUAGAGAAAAGGCCCCCAGGAGGCCGCGGGCACAGAGAACAGAGAGAGCCCAGACCUCCUCCGGAAAAGAGGCCUUGCAGGUGUCCGGAGCAAAGAAACCCAUCGUCAGCGUGGUUUUGACUGCGCAUGAAGCGAUCCCAGGUGCUACCAAGAUUGUGCCAGUGGAGGCUGGCCCCCCUGAAACAGGAGCCACAAACCCCGAGGCCACCUCAGCUGACCUGGCACCUCGGAGAGGCUACCAGGAGUAUGCCAUUCAGCAGACACCAUAUGAGCAGCCCAUGAAGUCAAGCAGGCUAGGGCCCACCCAGCUCAAGAUCUUCACCUGUGAGUACUGCAACAAAGUCUUCAAGUUCAAGCACUCCCUGCAGGCCCACCUUCGGAUCCACACCAACGAGAAGCCCUAUAAGUGCUCCCACUGCAGCUACGCCAGCGCCAUCAAGGCCAACCUCAAUGUGCAUCUGCGCAAGCACACGGGCGAGAAGUUCUCCUGCGACUACUGCUCUUUCACUUGCCUGAGCAAGGGCCACCUCAAGGUGCACAUCGAGCGGGUGCACAAGAAGAUCAAGCAGCACUGCCGAUUCUGCAAGAAGAAGUACUCUGACGUCAAGAACCUCAUCAAGCACGUCCGUGAGGUGCACGACCCGCAGGACCAGCAGGUCAGGGAGGCCCUGGACGGGCUCUGCCUCCUGACCAGGGAAGGCAAGCGGCAGCUGCUCUACGACUGCCACAUCUGUGAGCGCAAAUUUAAGAACGAGUUGGACCGCGACCGCCACAUGCUGGUCCAUGGGGACCAGUGGCCCUUUGCCUGCGAGCUCUGCGGCCACGGGGCCACCAAGUACCAGGCACUGGAGCUGCAUGUACGGAAGCACCCCUUCGUGUAUGUCUGUGCCAUGUGCCUCAAGAAGUUCGUCAGCUCCAUCCGGCUGCGCUCCCACAUCCGGGAGGCGCACGGGGCUGCCCAGGAGACCUCGGUCUUCACCAACUCCAUCAACCAGAGUUUCUGCCUCCUGGAGCCCGGGGGGGACAUCCAGCAGGAAGCCUUGGGUGGCCAGCUGCAGCUGGCAGAAGAAGACUUUGUGUUCCAGGGGGUCAGUGCACCCAAGGAGGCGGCUUGCCCUGGGGAUGGGGAGUCUGAGAGGGGACGGAAGGAGCCGGAGGCCCCACUGGAGGUGCCUGCCCCGGCCGCACACUUAGCCGUCACCUCCCAGGCCGGAAGCACUGCCAUGCCCCCCUGUGAGCUGGAUGUCUCAGAGGUCUCCUCGGGCCUUCACUCGCCUGUGGUAGUUUCAGAUGAGUUGUUGAAAAAUGGUACCUGCUCUGCUGAGGCUUACGCUGCUCCUGAGAAGACCCUGAACACUGAGCCCAGAAACUCCACCCAGACUCAGGACAAAGAAGUCACCCUCCUGCUACCCAAGGCCAGAAGCCCUGCCACCAACCAGGAGGCUCAGGGUGCGGAGAGUCCCCCUGGGGAAGGGCGGAAGGCCCCUGCCCUCCCAUCUGAUGGGCUAGACCCCGGUAGGUGUCUCAGGUCAAACCCAGCUGAGGCCUCGAACCUUCCUCUGGAAGCUGGUGGAGAGGACACGGUCCUGCGCCCGCCUGACUUUUGCACACCUGUCCCCGAGCACCGGGCUAACAUGAAUGCGUUCAUGAGGAUCCUGGACAGUUUGCACAAGAGGCGGAUGGACACUGGCCUGUGUGAGAGGAUCCGGAAGGUGUACGGAGACCUGGAGUGUGAAUACUGUGGCAAACUUUUUUGGUACCAAGUGCAUUUUGACAUGCAUGUCCGCACCCACACCCGGGAACAUCUGUAUUAUUGCUCCCAGUGUCACUAUUCUUCCAUCACCAAAAACUGCCUUAAACGCCAUGUAAUUCAGAAACACAGCAACAUCUUGCUGAAGUGUCCCACUGAAGGCUGUGACUACUCGACUCCAGAUAAAUAUAAGCUGCAGGCCCACCUUAAAGUGCACACAGAGCUGGACAAAAGGAGUUACUCUUGUCCUGUGUGCGAAAAGUCUUUUUCAGAAGAUCGGUUGAUAAAGUCGCACAUCAAGACCAACCACCCCGAGGUCUCCAUGAACACCAUCUCAGAGGUGCUUGGGAGGAGGGUUCAGCUGAAGGGGCUGAUUGGAAAGAGAGCCAUGAAGUGCCCGUACUGUGAUUUCUACUUCAUGAAGAAUGGCUCCGACCUUCAGCGGCACAUUUGGGCUCACGAAGGUGUGAAACCCUUCAAAUGUUCUCUCUGUGAGUAUGCAACUCGUAGUAAGAGUAACCUCAAGGCUCAUAUGAAUCGUCACAGCACUGAGAAAACCCACCUCUGUGACAUGUGUGGCAAGAAAUUCAAAUCAAAAGGGACAUUGAAAAGUCACAAGCUCCUUCACACUGCUGACGGGAAGCAGUUCAAGUGCACCGUGUGUGACUACACGGCGGCCCAGAAGCCACAGCUGCUGCGGCACAUGGAGCAGCACGCCUCCUUCAAGCCUUUCCGCUGUGCCCACUGCCAUUACUCGUGCAACAUAUCGGGCUCCCUGAAGAGGCACUACAACAGGAAGCAUCCCAACGAGGAGUACGCCAAUGUGGGCGCUGGGGAGCUGGUGGCCGAUGCGCUCGUCCAGCAAGGUGGUCUGAAGUGCCCCGUUUGCAGCUUUGUCUACGGCACCAAGUGGGAGUUCAACAGGCACCUGAAGAACAAGCACGGCCUGAAGCUGGUGGAGAGUGAGGGAGAGCCCAAGUGGGAGCCAGCAACAGAAACCCCCGAGGAGCCCUCCACCCAGUACCUGCACAUCACAGAAGCCGAAGAAGACGUUCAGGGGACUCAGGCUGCUGUGGCCGCACUCCAGGACCUGAGAUACACCUCUGAGAGUGGUGACCGACUGGACCCCACAGCUGUAAACAUCCUCCAGCAGAUCAUUGAGCUGGGCACCGAGACCCACGAUGCCACAGCCGUGGCCUCCGUGGUCGCGAUGGCUCCAGGGACGGUGACUGUCGUGAAACAGGUCACCGAUGAGGAGCCCAGCUCCAACCACACAGUAAUGAUUCAGGAGACCCUCCAGCAGGCGUCCGUGGAGCUGGCCGAGCAGCAUCACCUGGUGGUGUCUUCUGACGAUGUGGAGGGCAUCGAGACGGUGACUGUCUACACCCAGGGUGGGGAGCCCUCGGAAUUCAUCGUCUACGUGCAGGAGGCCAUGCAGCCCAUGGAGGAGCAGGCCGAAGGGCAGCCGGCUCAGGAGCUCUAGAGGACACACCCUGUGGGACAGAGCCAGGGGGCGGGCUGCCAGGCUCUGCAGGGCACCCGGGGGACCCAGGCAGGGAGGCUGCAGACCGGUGCUCUCCAUGCUGCUCUUCUCUGUGCUCCCUGCCAAUCCACCGGCCGCCACAGGGGCUCUCCAUGUCCUCCUUUGGGUGGGCAAGGCAAUUUGCAUCACCAGCAAUAUAGGACCCCCACCCCUAGCACGAACACCCCCCCCCUUACCCUGUAUGAUCUGCUUCUGGAAAUCUCUGCAUCAAUUCUCAGACAUGGCUCACACUGCAUUGGCCCUUCAAGUUUCAGAGACCCCCCAAUGCCCACCAGCAUCUUCCCAAAUCACAUCCCCAACUCCUGACCCCACAGAGGUGCUGAGUCUUCAUUUGGGACUGCUGUGCAGCCUGGUGAGACAGAGACAGCCAUCAGAGAAAGUGACCUACAGGGGAAAGAGGAGGGGUCCAGGCUUA
Molecule: messenger RNA, 4514 nt
Organism: Miniopterus natalensis
Lineage: Eukaryota; Metazoa; Chordata; Mammalia; Chiroptera; Miniopteridae
Source: RefSeq, a predicted model, not a curated record